GCCGAGCAUCAGUAUCAGCUGCAGGAACACAAACAGAAGCAGCGUGGUGGACAGACUCUGUGGACUGACGGGACUGACUCUGUGGACUGUCAGUCAGACUGCCAGGGUGUGGGUAUGGAGACUGUGCGGGUCCUGGAGCUCUACAGUGGGAUAGGAGGGAUGCAUUACGCUCUAAAGGAGAGCGGCAUACCUUUCCAGGUCGUCGCUGCCAUCGAUAUUAACACCACAGCCAAUCAGGUCUACAGCCACAACUUCCCCAACACCCCUCUGUGGAACAAGACGAUAGAGGGUAUAACACUCGAUGACUUCAACAAAUUAUCCUUUGACAUGAUCUUGAUGAGCCCUCCCUGCCAGCCUUUUACCAGGAUAGGACUCCAGGGGGACAUCGCUGACCCCAGGACCAAGAGCUUCCUCUACAUCCUUGAUCUUCUACCGAGGCUGUGCAGGCCGCCCCGUUUCAUCCUGCUGGAGAACGUGAAAGGCUUUGAGAGCUCCACUGCCAGGGAACGUUUGGUGACGACACUAAAGCAAUGUGGAUACACGUAUCAGGAGAUCAUGAUGUCACCCACCAGCGUUGGGAUCCCAAACUCGAGACUGCGGUAUUACCUCAUCGCUAAGCUUUCCACAGAACACUUCAACACAGAGAUCAGCUCAGAGAUCCCAGGAGCCUCCCCACAUCCUGCUGAGGAUGACUCCCCUGCCCCCUCUCAUCCCUCUAACCAAGAUACCUGCCCACCUGAAGACGGCGUGCAGGGGAAUCUUGUCCUAUAUAAACUCGAGACAACAAUAGAUGCCCAGAGGAAGAUGACUCAGAACAAGAACCAGUCUGUCAGGCAGAUCCAAGACUUUAUGGGACCAAAGGUGGAGGUGAACAUUGAUCAGUAUCUUCUUCCUCCUAAAACCCUGCUGCGGUACGCUCUGCUCCUGGACAUCGUUCUCCCCACAUGCAGGAGGUCUGUCUGCUUUACCAAAGGCUACGGGCGCUACGUGGAGGGGACUGGCUCAGUGCUGCAGAGCUGUACGGACAUAGAGAUGGAGAGUGUGUUUAAAGAUCUGGAGCAGAGCUCUGAAGAGGAGAAACUCCAGCAGCUGUCCAAACUGAAGCUCCGUUAUUUUACUCCAAGAGAAGUGGCCAACCUCAUGGGUUUCCCUCAAAGCUUCUCCUUCCCAGAGCAAGUUUCUACCAAGCAGCAGUACAGAGUCCUUGGAAACAGUCUCAAUAUUGAAGUGGUGUCCAGACUCCUGCACUUGAUGGUCUCCUAGAUCUGGAGACUCACAACAGAAGAAGACUUUGUGCUGAAGGAAAGUGCAUGGUCCAGUUAUUGUGGGACAUUACUGACAGCACCAACGGACAGUGUGAGCCACAUUAUUACAUGUCUUCAUGUAUUUUAGCUUAUCAUGUGUCCUUGGUUUUUUGUUAUCAAUUAAAAUGCAAAGAGUUUA
Molecule: messenger RNA, 1443 nt
Organism: Notolabrus celidotus (New Zealand spotty)
Lineage: Eukaryota; Metazoa; Chordata; Actinopteri; Labriformes; Labridae
Gene: trdmt1
Product: tRNA aspartic acid methyltransferase 1
Exons: 11
Coding region: 115-1263 (382 amino acids)
Molecular function (GO): methyltransferase activity
Source: RefSeq, a predicted model, not a curated record